AUGGUAGACUUGUUUCUGGGGAAGGUUUUGGUGAAAAACAACAAGGACCGGGAUGAGCUGGACACAGAGCGCGAGAUCAUCCUGCGGCUCCAGAACCGAAUUCUCAUGCUGUUCUUCGGCUCCGGCGAGAGCGAGAAGUGUCAGGAUUUCGCACCGACGCUGAAAGAUUUCUAUAAAAAGCUAACGGAUGAGUUUUACGUGGAGCGUUCGGCUCAGCUGGUGCUGCUGUACAUCUCGCUGGACUCGUCAGAAGAGCAGCAGGAGAAGUUCCUAAAGGAGCUGCCCAAACGCUGCCUGUUCCUGCCCUACGAGGACCCCUACAGGCAGGAGCUGGGUGUGAUGUUCGAGGUGCGGGAUCUGCCGAGGGUGGUGGUUCUGCGUCCCGACUGCUCGGUUCUCUCUCCUAACGCAGUGUCUGAAAUCUGCACGCUGGGGACCGACUGUUACCGCAACUGGCAGGAGGGAGCGGAGCUUAUCGACAGAAACUUCAUGAUGAACGAGGAGUUCGAUGAGGGAAAGAUGCGCAGCAUGACCGACCCCAUCAGAAGAAUCAAAUAUAAGGUGGAGGAUGAGAAGAAGAAGAAGAAAAAGAAGGAUGAUGAUGACGAUGAGGAAGGUGGAGGAGGAGGAGGACCCUGGGGCUGA
Danio aesculapii is the source of this 645-nucleotide messenger RNA. RefSeq names its product nucleoredoxin like 1 (gene nxnl1). NCBI's taxonomy places the organism in Eukaryota, Metazoa, Chordata, Actinopteri, Cypriniformes, Danionidae. Gene Ontology annotation, biological process: photoreceptor cell maintenance. The record is from RefSeq and is a predicted model, not a curated record. Gene Ontology annotation, cellular component: mitochondrion.